CCGACGCCGCCGCGUCCCGCCUCCACUGCGCCUUGGAACCCCGGCGGCCUCCCGGCCCCCGGCCCCCGGCCCCCAGCCCCCAGCCGGCCCCGACGCGCACCACCGAGCACCGCGCACUAUAGCGGCCGCCGCCGCGGCUCCAAGCCCUACCGCCCGCCAUGAAGAAACUGGCGAGGAAGGGAUGCGACCACAAGCGCUUCCUGAAGAAUAACUGGCUGCUGCUCUCCACCGUCGCCGCGGUGGUGCUAGGGAUUGGCAUAGGAGUCUUGGUUCGAGAAUACAGCAAACUCUCUAAUCUGGAGAAGUUCUACUUUGCCUUUCCUGGAGAAAUCCUAAUGAGGAUGCUGAAACUCAUCAUUUUGCCACUAAUUGUAUCCAGCAUGAUCACAGGUGUCGCUGCAUUGGAUUCCAACGUAUCUGGAAAAAUUGGGCUACGUGCUGUUGCAUAUUAUUUCUGCACCACUCUCAUUGCUGUCAUUCUAGGUAUCGUGCUGGUGGUGACCAUCAAGCCUGGUGUCAGCCAGAAAGUGGGUGAAAUUGACAGGAGAGGCAGCAGCCCUGAAGUCAGUACUGUCGAUGCCAUGUUAGACUUGAUCAGGAAUAUGUUCCCUGAGAACCUUGUCCAAGCCUGUUUUCAGCAGUAUAAAACCACGCGAAAAGAAGUGAGUCCUCCCAGUGAGCCAGGGAUGAAUAUGACGGGAGCAUCUGUCACAGCCGUCAUGACAACUGCUGUUGCCAAGAAUGAAACAAAGGAAUACAAAGUCGUAGGCAUGUAUUCAGAUGGCAUCAAUGUCCUCGGCUUGAUUGUCUUUUGCCUUGUCUUUGGACUUGUCAUUGGAAAAAUGGGAGAAAAGGGACAGGUUCUGGUGGAUUUCUUCAAUGCUCUGACCGAUGCAACCAUGAAAAUCAUUCAGAUCAUUAUGUGUUACAUGCCAAUCGGCAUUUUAUUCCUGAUUGCCGGAAAGAUCAUAGAAGUUGAAGACUGGGACAUAUUCCGCAAGCUGGGCCUUUACAUGGCCACUGUCCUGACUGGGCUUGCAAUCCACUCCAUUGUAAUUCUUCCACUGAUAUAUUUCAUUGUGGUAAGAAAGAACCCUUUCCGGUUUGCCAUGGGGAUGGCCCAGGCUCUCCUGACAGCUCUCAUGAUCUCUUCCAGUUCAGCAACCCUGCCUGUCACUUUCCGCUGUGCUGAAGAAAAGAACCACGUGGACAAAAGGAUCACUAGAUUUGUGUUACCCGUUGGUGCUACAAUCAACAUGGACGGGACUGCACUCUACGAAGCAGUAGCAGCUGUGUUCAUUGCACAGUUGAAUGACAUGGACUUGAGCAUUGGGCAGAUCGUCACUAUCAGUGUCACAGCCACAGCUGCCAGCAUCGGAGCUGCGGGUGUACCCCAGGCUGGCCUGGUGACCAUGGUGAUCGUGCUGAGUGCUGUGGGCCUGCCCACUGAGGAUGUCACCCUGAUCAUCGCUGUCGACUGGUUCCUGGACCGGUUCAGGACCAUGGUGAACGUCCUUGGUGAUGCCUUUGGGACGGGCAUCGUGGAGAAGCUCUCUAAGAAGGAGCUGGAGCAGAUGAGUGUUGCAUCUGACGUCAACUUCUCGAACCCCUUUGCUGUGGAAACCACAACACUCGAUAAUGAAGACUCAGACGCCAAGAAGUCCUAUGUCAACGGAGGCUUUGCCAUCGACAGAUCUGACGCCAUCUCAUUCACCCAGACCUCACAGUUCUAGAGCCCUGGCUUCAGGUGACUGGGAAUGAUGAAGGACAUCUCUUAGCGAAUUCAAACAUUAAGGAAAAGAAGAACACUAAUGGCCAAUUGUACAUUUGACCUGAUACACAGACCUCCAAAUUACUUUCUAUAUUUGGAUUCAGAACUUUUGCUCUCUAUGUUCUGGGACUUGGGGGUGGGGUAAGAGAAAAGGAAAUUGAUGAAAAAGCAAGCUAUAUUAUCUGGAGUUUUAAAAUUCUACAAGAGACGAAGUUUAGAAGUAUAUAACAUAGCAGCUGUUGGAAUUAGGUAACAGAUGUGAAAGCGCAAUUGCUUUCUCACGCACACAUCAGUGUUUGGGGUUUUUAAAAAACUAUUCUGUCAGUGACUACAACUUUUUUACUCAGGCUUUCUAUGGCAUGGAUUUCCUUUGACGUCUCACAUUUUUUAUAGAUUUUAAUGCAUCCAAACCAUCCCUCUUCUCUAGUUAAUGUGCCAAAUUGUCCAUUUUGAACUCAUCUCCAGCCAAUUUCAAAGAAACUUCUUUGAAAGAAAACAGAUCAGCACAGUUCUGCAAUAACAGUUUUAAGAUGAAUGUCAGGUUUGGGGGGAAGGGAAAUCCUUUUUUCAAUGUACUGUAUUGGGACACUGGUAACUAUUAACCUAACCCAGUGUUCAGUGUAGAACUAUACACACACACACACACACACACACACACACACACACACACAUAUAUAUAC
Myotis myotis is the source of this 2451-nucleotide messenger RNA. It is a transcript of the gene SLC1A1, whose product is annotated as solute carrier family 1 member 1. Gene Ontology annotation, cellular component: plasma membrane. Gene Ontology annotation, biological process: L-glutamate transmembrane transport. Gene Ontology annotation, molecular function: L-glutamate transmembrane transporter activity; glutamate:sodium symporter activity; L-cysteine transmembrane transporter activity. NCBI's taxonomy places the organism in Eukaryota, Metazoa, Chordata, Mammalia, Chiroptera, Vespertilionidae. The transcript is spliced from 12 exons. The record is from RefSeq and is a predicted model, not a curated record. Bases 159 to 1733 code for a protein of 524 amino acids.